AUGAAGUUGCUUGGUGUAAUUGGUACUGCACUGUUGGCUGCUACGCAAGUGAGCGCAGAGUGCAGUUAUAUUGAUGGUAACUACUACUGCGGUAAAACCGAUGCAAUUGUGUAUGCCAAUGUUGGGUACAAGGGGACUUACAUGGAUGUUACGAACAUGGACGAAGAGACCUGUCAGUGUACCCAGGAAUCUGUUUCAUUCGGUGGAAGUUUGUCGCCUUUGAAUGAGGAGUUGUCUGUGCACUUUAGGGGUCCUUUGAAGUUGUUGCAGUUUGGUGUGUAUUAUCCUACUGGUUCGGGAUCCGUGGCUAAGCGUAGCGUGCCAGAGUCGGAAGCCGAUGACGGGCAUGCUCACCACAAACACAGAAGGGAUGCCAAGGUUAAAUAUGUUGGUAAGACUUCAACUAUAUUUGUUGGUGCUGAUGGCGCCAAGGAUUCCUCAUCACCUACUGUUGCAGGCGAGUUGUCGAUACCUUCAUCCCCCCCUGUUGGCAAUGUUAAAUCCCAGAGCAAGAGUAGUAGUAGUGCUGCUCCACAUGUUUCUUCUUCAUAUGUCCCAGAAUCUUCUUCUACUUCCAAAGUAGCUUCCGCUUCUUCUUUGCCUUCUUCUGGGUCUGGGUCUGGUUCUGCUUGGAAGAGAGUUUCAUAUUACACACCAGGUUCUACUGAUAACUGUACAUUCUUCAACUACCAAGGCGGUGUUGCAGGCUCAGGUACUUGGUCUUCAUGCUUUGGUAAUUCUAUUUCCUUCGCUGCGGAGGAUGGUGUGUCCGGAGCAUCGUCUGCUACCCCGCUAGGUGAUGUUAUUGUUGGAUCCAACAAGGAAUUCAUCAUCAUGUCUGGCGCUUCUUGCGAUGAUAAGUCUGUUGGUGACUGUGGUUACUACAGAUCAAAAAUUCCAGCAUACCAUGGAUUUGGUGGCGCUUCCAAGAUGUUUGUCUUUGAAUUUUCCAUGCCAAGCGACACCCAAGGUUCCAACCCUAACCAGGACAUGCCAGCAAUCUGGUUGUUGAAUGCAAAGAUUCCUAGAACUCUACAGUACGGUGAUGAAACUUGUUCCUGCUGGAAGAGCGGUUGUGGAGAGAUGGACUUGUUCGAAGUGCUAUCUUCCGGAUCCAACAGUUUGAUUACACACUUACACGACGGCCAAGGAAAAGACGGUAGUCAAUCCGGUGGUGGUGGUACUCAGGACUACUUUGCUAGACCAGUUUCAACCACUUUAAAGGCUGCUGCGAUCUUCGAUGAAAAUACCCAAAAUGUUCACAUUUUAGAGGUCACUGGUGAUUUCGGCUCCACUAUCUCCGCCGAGAGGGUCUCUUCUUGGUUGCAAACUGAGGGUUCUAUGGCUGUCUUGGCUUCAAGUUGA
Eremothecium cymbalariae DBVPG#7215 is the source of this 1365-nucleotide messenger RNA. It is a transcript of the gene TOS1, whose product is annotated as Tos1p. Gene Ontology annotation, cellular component: fungal-type cell wall. Lineage: Eukaryota; Fungi; Ascomycota; Saccharomycetes; Saccharomycetales; Saccharomycetaceae. The record is from RefSeq and is a predicted model, not a curated record. The coding region runs from base 1 to 1365 and encodes 454 amino acids. The transcript has a single exon.